Molecule: messenger RNA, 472 nt
Organism: Dovyalis caffra
Lineage: Eukaryota; Viridiplantae; Streptophyta; Magnoliopsida; Malpighiales; Salicaceae
Source: the annotation of a GenBank genome assembly
AAAGAAGGGGGUCGAUUUAGGCUCCUUCCACUGCAUAGCCGCGCUAGCAGGUACUAUAAGCCCUCUGUCCCACGCAUCUAACCAGCUCGCGUGGUUCACCGGUUCCACCGAAAACUCUCAUUUGUUGAAGCGGAGCAUAGUGCGCUUUAGGCGCCGAGCGAGAAACGUCUCUUCUUUCGUUUCGAGCAGGCUAGGCCUCUCCAGCGGAGCUGGGCGCCGGGGCCCUGAAUGUGCUAGCGAUCGGCACAUAGGGGGUGGUUGCCCGGGUUUCUCGGCCUGGUAUCCUGCACCUCGCGUUUAUGAUAUAUACAUUCAACUCUGCCCCGGAGACACGGUCGAAGCACGCCCGCCCAGCGUGCUUCUUUCACGACAUGCUCUGGUCCCGGGUGUUUUCCAGUGGUCUUCUAGCCUUAGAAGAAGUCGUGUCCGGGACGGACAUCUGCAACGUCCUCCCACGCUUUAUUUUAAAUAG